Molecule: messenger RNA, 1386 nt
Organism: Zea mays
Lineage: Eukaryota; Viridiplantae; Streptophyta; Magnoliopsida; Poales; Poaceae
Exons: 3
Coding region: 141-1031 (296 amino acids)
Biological process (GO): response to auxin
Source: RefSeq, marked provisional
CGAUUCACCUCCUGGGAAAGUGGAAGGGAGGGAGAAGCAAGGCAAAGCGGAGCCGAGGGUCAAAGGCCCUCGUCCUGCUUGGCCAAGCAAGCGUCGCGCACGUACGUAGAGGCCGACCGGCCGGCCAGGUUGAAGAAGGCAUGGGGAGGCCGCCGUGCUGUGAGAAGGCCGGGUUGAAGAAGGGGCCCUGGUCGCCGGAGGAGGACCUCUUGCUCGUCUCCUACGUGCAGGAGCACGGUCCUGGGAAUUGGCGCGCCGUGCCAUGCAGCACCGGUCUGAUGCGCUGCAGCAAGAGCUGCCGGCUCCGGUGGACCAACUACCUCCGCCCGGGCAUCAAGCGCGGCAGCUUCAGCGACCAGGAGGAGAAGCUCAUCAUCCACCUCCAGGAGCUGCUCGGGAACAAGUGGUCCGCGAUUGCGUCGUACCUGCCGGAGCGGACGGACAAUGACAUCAAGAACUACUGGAACACGCACCUCAAGAAGAAGCUCGCCAAGACGGGCGCCAGGGAAAGCGGUGCCAGCGCCAAGACGACGAAGAAGAGCGAUAGGGCCGCGGCGCCCAAGGGGCAGUGGGAGCGGCGGCUGCAGACGAACAUCCACACCGCACGCCAGGCGCUCCGGGAGGCGCUGUCCAUGGACGACACUGCGCCGCCGGCAAUCAAGCCGGAGCCGCUGCCGCUGCCGCUGGGGCAGCUGCCGGCGCCAGCCAGCCAGGCGAUGUACGCUUCCAGCAUCGAUAACAUAGCGCGUCUGCUGGAGGGCUGGAUGCGUCCCAGCGUCAGUGGGAAUGCGUCGGCUGAGUCCAUGUCCUCCUUCUCGGCGUUCUCCGGUGGUGGCGACGGCGCGUCGGCAAGCCACAUCGGCACGGCGCACACGCCGGAGGGGUUCACCGGCACGAGAAAGGAAGAGGGCGCGGGGCCGGGGCCGGCGUCAUUACCAAUGUUCGAGAACUGGCUGCUCGAUGACGGCAUGGGGAACGGUGAUGCGUCCCUCAUCUGCGUCCCGCUGGCGGACCCGUGCGAGUUCUUUUAGACUGAACUGGAGGGGGAUAAGGAAAAACAGAAUAAAAGUGCUAGGCUGGAAGAAGAAGAAGAAAGAAGCCAGGAACUCGAUUCCCUGAUAAUAUAGAUCGACACAGUGCAAUGCUGGUCUUGAUAUAUAUAGUAUAGUUGUUCAAUCCAGUUCCUUGCUUCUUAUUUCUAUGAAUUUGGAUUUUUUUUUUCUAUUCUCUUUUUUGUUUACAAAAUUUGGGUUUGGGCUUGGUCUUGUUAUGUAUGUCCAUAGUUAUCAGUCCUACACAGGAUGAUGGAUUAUGAUUCAUCAUGAUGUGUGCAUUAGAAGCAAAAAAAAAGAAAUCUACUUCUUAUAUAAGAUUACCAAUUCCUAU